Molecule: messenger RNA, 6775 nt
Organism: Epinephelus fuscoguttatus (brown-marbled grouper)
Lineage: Eukaryota; Metazoa; Chordata; Actinopteri; Perciformes; Serranidae
Gene: mtr
Product: 5-methyltetrahydrofolate-homocysteine methyltransferase
Exons: 33
Coding region: 126-3932 (1268 amino acids)
Biological process (GO): pteridine-containing compound metabolic process
Molecular function (GO): zinc ion binding; methionine synthase activity; cobalamin binding
Source: RefSeq, a predicted model, not a curated record
AGCUGAAGCAGAGCGGCUUUCCGGGAAAAUAAGAGCCGGUUAGUUGUGAAAAGUCGACUUGCAAGAUUCACCGCUUGGUCUUCAGACGGACUGCAGGGCUGUUAUCAAGGCUGGCUCCUCACAAGAUGGCCCCGACUAACAUCAUUAAAUACUCUUCAGAAGCGGGAUGCAGCUGCCCAUUGGAGUCCGAGCUGCGAGCAGUGCUGCAGCAAAGGAUUAUGGUCCUGGAUGGUGGUAUGGGAACAAUGAUCCAGCAGCAUAAACUUGAAGAGGAAGAUUUCAGGGGAGAAGAGUUUAAAGAGCACCCUCUUCCACUGAAGGGCAACAACGACCUUCUCACCAUCACACAGCCUGAUAUCAUUUACAAAAUACACAAGGACUACCUGCUGGCUGGUGCUGACAUCAUAGAGACCAACACCUUCAGCAGCACCUCUGUCGCCCAGGCAGACUAUGGGCUGGAACACAUGGCUUAUCGUCUCAACAGGGUGUCAGCGGAGCUGGCGAGAAGGGCAGCCAAUGAUGUUACCAAACAAACUGGUUGUAAACGCUAUGUGGCUGGGGCAGUGGGUCCCACCAAUAAAACCCUGUCUGUAUCUCCGUCUGUGGAGAGACCUGACUACAGGAACAUCACAUUUGAUGAGCUUGUAGAAGCCUACUCAGAGCAGGUCAGAGGUUUAUUAGAUGGAGGAGCAGACAUCCUUCUGGUUGAAACCAUCUUUGAUACGGCCAAUGCUAAGGCCGCCUUGUUUGCCAUUGACCUGCUGUUUGAAAAGAGCUACGAAAGAAAACCUAUAUUUAUCUCAGGGACAAUUGUUGACCGGAGUGGACGUACUCUGUCUGGUCAGACAGGAGAAGCCUUUGUAGUGAGUGUAGCUCAUGCUAACCCUCUAUGCAUAGGUCUUAACUGUGCCUUGGGGGCGACAGAGAUGAGACCGUUCAUUGAGGCCAUAGGAAAAAGCACCACAGCUUUCAUUAUCUGUUAUCCCAAUGCAGGUCUUCCCAACACAUUUGGAGGGUACGACGAAACCCCAGAAGUAACGGCGUCUAAUUUAAAGGAGUUUGCUGUGGAUGGACUGGUGAAUAUUGUGGGAGGCUGUUGUGGGACCACUCCAGGACACAUCAGGGCCAUAUCUGAAGCAGUCAAACACUGUCAGCCAAGAGUUCCUGCUGCUGAUAUUUAUCAGGACUACAUGCUGCUGUCAGGUUUAGAGCCAUUCAGGAUCGGUCCUUACACCAACUUUGUUAACAUUGGUGAGCGCUGCAACGUGGCUGGGUCACGCAGGUUUGCCAAGCUGAUCAUGACAGGAAACUAUGAGGAGGCUCUUAGCAUUGCUAAGGCCCAGGUGGAGAUGGGAGCCCAGGUCCUGGAUAUUAACAUGGAUGAGGGGAUGCUGGAGGGGCCAACAGCUAUGGCCCGAUUUUGUAACUACAUUGCUUCUGAGCCAGACAUUGCACGGGUUCCUCUGUGUAUUGACUCCUCUAACUUCUCAGUGAUCGAGGCUGGGUUGAAAUGCUGUCAGGGGAAGUGUAUAGUCAACAGUAUCAGCCUGAAGGAAGGAGAGGAGGAGUUCCUGCACAGAGCUGCCACUGUGAAGCGCUACGGAGCUGCUGUAGUGGUCAUGGCCUUUGAUGAGGAGGGACAGGCCACAGAUACAGACCGUAAAGUGGAGAUCUGCACCCGGGCCUACAAGCUGCUAGUCAACAAAGUGGGGUUUAACCCCAACGACAUCAUCUUUGACCCCAACAUCCUCACCAUUGGUACAGGCAUGGAGGAACACAAUGACUACGCCAUCUACUUUAUCAGAGCCACCAAAGUUAUCAAGGAGACAUUACCAAGAGCCAGGGUGAGUGGCGGUCUGUCCAACCUGUCCUUCUCCUUCAGAGGAAUGGAGGCCAUCAGAGAAGCCAUGCAUGGAGCAUUUCUGUACCAUGCUAUCAAGGAUGGUAUGGAUAUGGGGAUAGUGAAUGCGGGGAACCUGCCAGUCUAUGAUGACAUUGAUAAAGAGCUGCUGUUACUGUGUGAAAACCUCAUUUGGAACAGAGACGCUGAUGCAACUGAGAAACUUCUGGCCUAUGCACAGAACAACGCGAAAGGAGCGAAGAAGGUGGUUCAGACAGAUGAAUGGAGAGAAGGAGGUGUGGAGGAAAGAUUGGAGUACGCUCUCAUCAAGGGAAUAGACAAGUAUGUGGUGGAGGAUGUGGAGGAGUGUCAGGCUCUCGUUGACCGCUACCCUCGACCCCUUCACAUCAUCGAGGGCCCCCUGAUGAACGGCAUGAAGGUGGUGGGAGAUCUCUUUGGAGCUGGGAAGAUGUUCCUUCCACAGGUGAUAAAGUCGGCUCGUGUUAUGAAGAAGGCGGUGGGCUAUCUGAUUCCUUUCAUGGAGAAGGAGAGGGAGGAGAUGAUGGCAUUGUCGGGCUCAACUGAGGAAACGGAUCCCUAUCAGGGCACCAUAGUUCUGGCUACAGUAAAGGGAGAUGUGCAUGAUAUUGGCAAGAAUAUCGUAGGUGUGGUGCUGGGUUGCAACAACUUCAGAGUGAUCGACAUGGGUGUGAUGGUUCCCUGUGAUCAGAUCCUCAGAGAGGCCAUACAACAAAAAGCAGAUAUCAUUGGUUUGUCUGGUCUCAUCACCCCCUCUCUUGAUGAGAUGAUCCAUGUGGCCAAAGAGAUGGAGAGACUGGGAAUGACAACACCACUGCUGAUUGGAGGAGCCACCACAUCAAAGACACAUACAGCAGUGAAGAUUGCCCCUCGCUACAGCUCUCCUGUUGUCCAUGUUCUGGAUGCCUCCAGGAGUGUGGUGGUGUGCUCGCAGCUCCUGGAUGAGGCCAUGAGGGAGGAGUACUUUGAUGACCUGAAAGAGGAGUAUGAGGAUAUCAGGCAGGAGCACUAUGACUCCCUGAAGGAUCGUCAGUAUCUAUCUCUUUCCCAGGCCAGAGCGAAGGCUUUACAUGUAGACUGGCUCUCUCUGCCCACACCAGUGCGUCCUCAGAUCCUGGGCACCCAUGUGUUUGAGUGGUACGACCUGAACAGUCUGCUGGACUUCAUUGACUGGAAGCCUUUCUUUGAUGUGUGGCAGCUGAGAGGGAAAUACCCCAACAGAGGUUACCCCAAGAUCUUCAAUGACAAGACUGUUGGUUCGGAGGCUCGGCGAGUCUUCGAUGAUGCCCAGCGGCUGCUCCAUCAGAUGAUUGACAGCCAUAGUCUGCAGGGGCGGGGCCUGGUGGGGUUCUGGCGUGCCCAGAGUGAUGGUGAUGACAUUAAUUUAUACAACCAUGAUGUCACAGUACGCAGUGACACCAAGCCCAUCGGCACAUUCCAUGGCUUACGGCAACAGGUGGAGAAGGACAGCUCUAGUUCAGAGCCCUACCUGUGUUUGUCAGACUUUGUGGCCCCUAUAGACAGCGGUGUGACAGACUACAUCGGUGUGUUUGCUGUGGGUGUAUUUGGAGCUGAGGAGCUGAGUCAGCAGUUCCAGGCUCAGGGAGACGACUACAACAGCAUCAUGGUCAAAGCCCUGGCUGACCGACUGGCUGAGGCCUUUGCUGAGGAGCUCCAUGCUCGUGUGCGUAAGGAGCUGUGGGGUUACAGUAGGGAGGAGGCACUGCAGGCCUCAGACCUCCACAAAAUUCGAUACCAGGGGAUCAGACCUGCAGCCGGCUACCCCAGCCAGCCUGACCACACGGAGAAGACCACAAUGUGGAGCCUGGCUGGGAUCCAGGAGAAGACUGGUAUCUGUCUGACAGAGUCCCUGGCCAUGACGCCUGCUGCCUCAGUGUCUGGACUUUACUUCUCCAACCCUCAGGCCUCUUACUUCGCUGUGGGAAAGAUCACCAAGGAGCAGGUGGAGGAAUAUGCCAGGAGGAAAGAGUUGUGUGUGGAGGAGGUGGAGAGAUGGCUGGCUCCGGUACUGGGUUAUGACAGUGAGGCGUAGAGUGUGAUCACUCAGAGGGAUCAGAGCAGGGCACAGCGCACACACAGUCAGGUUUACAGUCCAACCAUUCCACUGUAGCUCUCAGAGGUUCUCACUGUGGCUGCUUACAAAGGGAUUCACUGACAUCCCAUAUUAUACUUGUGAAAACACACUAAGUCUUAUCAUUUUACUUAAUAUUUUUUACAGUACAUUUCAGAACGGUUAAACUAGGUUUUUUAGGCCCUCUGUCUCUGCAGGUUUUGUGUAUUCUGUGAAACACUACGCAUACACAUACAUUGUAUGUAAUGAUACAAUCAUCAUUCCUUGAUCAUUCUAUCAAGUCUCCAAAUGGAGAGAAGUAAUCUGUUGCUGCUACAUAACAGUCAUGUGUGUCUUAAGUAGUGCUGUACAAUCAAGCUUAAAUGAUCAUCACUAUUUUUGCUUUAUGUUGAGAUCAUUAUUAUUUUAGCAGUGGUUGCUGGGCAGGGUUUCUGUCAAAGCCAAUCAAUACUUUAAAUGGGCAUUUUAAAUAUUUUUGAAUCUGAGUCCUCGUAUUAUAUAAUUGUAAAAUACUUGAGUACUUGCAAAAAAAAUAUAAUUAAUAAUUGCAAGAAUAGAAUGUAAAUUGGCCAACAACAGAAAACAAGUGCAAAUUGAAAUCAAUUAAUUGAGUAACCAGGCUUUAGUUACCCUAUAAAACCAUAAAUUCAAAGUUAAUGUGAGAAAAAUCAGCAAACUUUCUGUUGCUGCUAUUACACAGGUUAGCAGCGGCACUGAAGGACCAGAGGGUCCAGAAGUGCUCUCCUCCCAGUCACCUCAGCGUCUGCCUGGUUAGCUCAAGCUAACACAACAGCAGUGGCUACCAUCCCGACAGGGACACUGAAAUGGCUCACAUCUGUCAUUAUAACCAUUAGGUAAUGUUAGCAGUGUGAUGCUAACAGUGCGUGUGCGUAUGUGUGUGUGUGUGUGUGUGUGUGUGUGUGUGUGUGUGUGUGUGUGCGCGCGUGCGCGCGCAGGUGGACUCUCACUAGCUGUGCCUGCAUGGAGCUCACACUCCUGCAGCAGUAGUCUCCUAGUGUCUCAUAAGUAGGAGGUGAGGAGGCGCUGAGCAAAGCAGUGCACACGGCUCUACAGUGUAAUAAGAUAUGAAGUAAUUUUAAUUACAGCAGCAAGUAAACUAUAUGUUAAAUAAAUACAAAAUUGAGUAGUUAAGUGAGUAAUUAAAUGCCCAUCCCUAAAUACCUGUGCCAACAUGAUUACUCACUGUCAGUGGUACUUUAAAUUGUUCUUGCUUUUUUUUUUUUUUUUUUUUCAAUUUACUAAAAUGAGAGAGGAAUAACUCAGUAUUUUGGAAAAUGUGCUGGGGGUUUUUCUGAAAGAAAAAUAAGAAGGCUAACUAUUUUCCCCUGUUUCCAGUCUUUAUGCUAAGCUAAGCUAACCAUGUGCAGACUCAAGCUCUAUAAUAAACACACAGACAUGAGACUGAUAUCAAUAUUUCCAUCUUACUCUAGCAAAGGAGGUGAAUAAGUGUAUUUCCCCAAAUGUUGAACUAUUCUUUUAGUGCAAACAGCUUAGGAAGACAUUAACUUAAGGGGGAAAAAAAGGUAAUAAUUAAAAUUCAGGAAAUUACUGAUCAAAGAAUCAGUAAAACAGACAAAAAAUCUGUUCUUACUUUAAGUGCCAACUGCCAAUACAUGACAGUUUUCAACUACAGUUCUAUACUUGGUGGCACAGACCAAUUCAGUAAACAGCCCAAUGUAUAAUGAAAAUUCAUAAUGUUAUAAUCUUUAAUUUAAACCAAAGUGGAUAUGUAAAAGCAGAUUCAUUUUAUUACACCAGUACAUUUAACCUGAGACAAAUGUUGUUUACAAGUUUUAGAUUUGUAUAUGGAAGUGAAAGUUUAGGUGUUUGCAUCCAGAUUGUAUUUAUUUCAGGUUUUUUUGUUUUGUUUUGUUUUGUUUUUUUGUUUUUUUUUCCCCCUUCAGAUUUUUAAUUAUUUUAUUGUUCCUUGUUUAAAAGUUUUAAUAUCAUCAACAUUUGCAUGGAGGCUGGAGUGAACUAUUUUAAUGGUUACACAUUCAGGGGUUUAGAGUAAUAAAGUUUUAUUUAAUGGUACAAUUAGUGUGGCUGAAAAGUGAAGCCAAUGCACAAUUGCCUUAAAACUGUAUUCUAUCUAAUGGCCAGCAGGGGGCAACUCCGCUUGUUGUUAAAUUAAGUCUGGUUGUAUUUAGAUUUAUGAGAAAAUGACCCUGCUUUUGACUUUAUUUAUUACCUCCGUAAACAUUUCCCUAAUGAGGUUAUGGUAUAAAUCACGAGCUCAAGUUUUAAGCGUGUGGCUAUCUUGUGAUUGACAAGUUGCUACCAUGGCAACGUCCACAAAUUCUCUGUCAGAUUCCCCCCUCGCUCUUCCACAGCUCCACCCAUUCAUACAAAUAUGGUCAGUUCUGCUUUAGAAAAUCCAAGAUUGCAGUGGCCUAAAUGCCAGACUCAAGGCUUCAAAACAGUAGUCCGCAAAUCGAUGGAUGACGUCACGAUGGCUACGUCCACAUCUUUUAUACAGUCCGUGCUUUUCACACAGCCAGGUACGACCACUUCUCCAUCAGCAUUUUACCAGGUAUUAUCAGAGGCAUAUCCUAUGUGUACAACAUAUCUACUCAUUCCAUGAUCCUGAAAAAAUCUCCACAUGAGACAAAGUGCCUGGUUGAAAUUUAAAUCAGGUUUCCAUAAGAUGCUGGCUGAAUGCAUUUCACACGUGUCUUAAAAGCCCUGAUGUGCUGCAGUGGCUGAUCUCAGUUUAUCAGUUUUAUUUUCUUGUAUUGCAGGCUCUGGAUAAAUUAUGGUGGCAUUGCAAACACUGUAAAAUG